AUUAUGAAUAUAAUAUUCAUUUUUAUUUUAAAUUUUAAUAAAAAUGAAAUUAAGAAAAAAAAAAAAAAAAAGAAGAUUUUCUUGAAAACGAUAUAGAUUGAAAGACUAUAAUGAUGAGAAUUUAUCAAUCUAUAUGAUAUAAUAAUAGAAAUAAUUAUAAAUAAAUAUGUUGUUACCUUGAAUAAACUAGUCAAUGAAAAUAAUCACUAGAAAUAGAAUAUAGAUCACGAAAUAUAUUUUAUUAUUAUAAUAUUAAAUAAAAUAAAUAAAAAUAAAUAUUCAGAGAUUUAAUGAUCUAUCUUUCGGAUUUCUAUUGAUAUAAAUAUAUAAGAUGACGAAAGAUUUUAAAUAUUAUUUAUCUGUAUUGUUUUUUUUAUUUUAGAAUGGAGCUAUUCAUGGAAUAAUUCAUGUACUUUUAUUAAGUAUGACAGCUCAUUUAACUAAACAAUUAGGAAUGGCACCAGGUGGAGAAUUUCGAACAGCUUUUCGUGAAGCUCAAAAAGUUCCUGGUUGUAAUCUUGUUCUUGGUGAUCGUCCAGUUGGUAUAACAUUAAAACGAGCUAUUAAUUCUUUAUCAACAUGGAAAAAAAUUCGUUUAGUUUUCUCCUUAUUAACAUCAAAAGAUAAAAUAACAAAUGAAGA
Messenger RNA from Rotaria sp. Silwood2, 642 nucleotides. The record is from the annotation of a GenBank genome assembly. Lineage: Eukaryota; Metazoa; Rotifera; Eurotatoria; Philodinida; Philodinidae.